UUUUCUUUCUCUCUCCCCAAACACAUCAAUUCCAUUGCAAAAAAGAAAACCAAAAUCAUAACAUUUAGUCUAUUCUACAAAGGACACAGUCCUGCUUUCGUAGAAAAAAAAACCUAGCCAUUACUGAAACAACCUGCUACUUUCAUGCUAUUAUGGAAGCCGGUGAAGGAGCCAGCGGCGGCGGUGCCAAUCAUAACCAAUUCCACCACCACCGUACAAACUUCCCAUUCCAAUUACUUGAAAAGAAAGAAGAAGAUCAACCUUGCUCUUCUUCUUCCUUCCCUUCCUCCUCCUCUUCAGAUCAACCCAACACCAUUUCUGCCCUCCAAAUCUCUCCGGAUCCCUCCAAGAAGCCGCCUCCUAAAAGGACAUCCACCAAGGACCGCCACACCAAGGUAGAUGGACGUGGCCGUAGAAUCCGCAUGCCAGCUCUCUGUGCUGCUAGAGUUUUCCAGCUUACUCGAGAACUCGGUCACAAAUCGGACGGCGAGACCAUCGAGUGGCUCCUGCAACAAGCUGAGCCUGCCGUGAUUGCUGCCACUGGAACCGGGACGAUUCCAGCAAAUUUCACGUCUCUUAAUAUUUCCCUCCGUAGCUCCGGCUCCAGCAUGUCGGUUCCCUCACAGUUACGAUCCUCAGGGUACAGUUCAAACUUCUCCAUGCAACAACGUCGGAGUUUGUUCCCCGGUAUCGGACUCGACUCCUCGCCGACAACAUUCCUCAACUUCCAGUCCAGUAGUAAUUUGAAUUCUAUGUUUCAAGCCAAGCAAGAGCUCCGGGAUAGCAGCAAUACUACUUCCUUGGAUAUAUCAGAAACUGAUGAGGGUAAUUUAGGAAGAAAAAGAAGGCCGGAGCAAGAUUUAUCAUCCCAGCAUCAAUUGGGCAGUUAUUUGUUACAGUCAAGCACUGGAGCAAUUCCGGCCAGUCAUGGUCAGAUUCCGGCCAAUAUUUGGAUGGUUGCUAAUUCCAACAAUCAAGUGAUGAGUGGUGACCCUAUUUGGACAUUUCCUUCCGUUAAUAACAGUGCUUUGUAUAGAGGCAGCAUGUCUAGUGGGUUGCAUUUCAUGAAUUUUCCGGCCCCCGUGGCCUUAUUACCAGGCCAACAAUUGGGGUCCGGUAGCAGCAGUGGUGGUGGGAGCAGCGGGAUGGGAGAAGGGCAUUUGAACAUGCUUGCUGGAUUAAACGCGUACCGGACGGGGACGGGCGUAUCAGAAUCACAGGCUAGUGGGUCGCAGUCGCACCACGGCGGCGGUGAUGAUCGGCAUGACACGACCAGCCACCACUCAUAAAGAUUGAUUUUCACAGUUUCAUCUGUGUAGUUUGAUGUGUAACAGCACACGUGAGGUUUGAUUGCUCUUGAAAUUUGAGUUUUUAUGAUCCCAAAUUAAAUUCUUUUUACUUUUCUUUCUCUUUUUUUGGUGUGAUUAAUCUGAAGUUGGUUGGUUCUUAGGGUUUGGAGGAAAGGAACGAAGAAAAAAUAGACACUAUUUUUAACAAUAUGGGUGUUGGCUGGCAUUUCAAUUUUUUUUUUAUUAUAACAUAUUUAAUCAUCAUUGUUUGUGCACUUUUUAAUGUAAUUUAAAUUAUGCAUUUUG
Molecule: messenger RNA, 1595 nt
Organism: Rubroshorea leprosula
Lineage: Eukaryota; Viridiplantae; Streptophyta; Magnoliopsida; Malvales; Dipterocarpaceae
Source: the annotation of a GenBank genome assembly